This is a messenger RNA of Didymodactylos carnosus, 2496 nucleotides long. NCBI's taxonomy places the organism in Eukaryota, Metazoa, Rotifera, Eurotatoria, Philodinida, Philodinidae. The record is from the annotation of a GenBank genome assembly.
GCCCUACUAAUUAAAGGAGUCCAUUAUCAGUCGAUCAUUAUACACCAUUCGACAGCCCUUUUCAAGAGCUACAUGUCUGACGGUUCAAAUUUGAAAAAGCUCAUUUUCGACUUUUUGGCCAAAUGUCCGCUUGAAUGCCCACUGUGUGACGCCGACUCAACGCCGUUGAGCGAAUUGCAGAUCGUGAACGUUAUACUUCCUGUUAUAAUGUUUGCAUGGCAGUAUGAUAUGAGUUCAGAAAAUCACUAAACAAAACAAGUAAUUUUUGUGCUCUUCGUAAGUAAGGAAGGAUAAAUAUUCAAAAUGUAUGACUGACCUGCCGAAGAAAGAACAGUUUAGAACUCUGACUUGAAAUGGAAUUGCAAAUAAUGAUAUAACGGGCCAAUUUUACAGAUAAAGCAACUAGCGACAACGAUACUGUAUGAGUUAAAAGUGGAUUUGUCAAGGUUUAUAUUUAUUAUCUGUAGAGCUCCAUUAUCUCAAUUACAAGUAAUACUGGUUUCCUGAGUUCAAAUUAAGGUCAGACUUAGACUUUUUGAUUGGUUUUCUUACCAUCAAUGAUAAAUUAGUCAAUCCAAGUUUUAAUAAAAACGCCACGCUGGUCUUUGCUGAUCCUUUUUCGACGUAUAUCAGUGUCAUGUACUCUGCAUGGAAAUUCAAUUAUAUAAACUUUAUCUUUUUGUUUACUGAACUAAUGAACUAUAUGUUUAAUAAAACUUUAUAGAUUGUAUUCGUUCAAUACUUUUCUCUCCUGAUAGUUCAUUUUUCUAAACUUAUCACUAAAUGGCAAACCAAAUUUGGACUUGGAGUGAGGCUGACGGUGGAUAUUAUCAAAAUAUAUGUGACACUUACACACUGUAACUAAAAAAUAAUAACUACUGAGAGUUAUCUUCAUUAACUAUGUUUAAUCUUUCAUUUAGUUAUUUAUUAUCAGACUGUUUCGUUAUUCAACCAAUGGUACGUGAUGCGAAAGAAUUUUUAGUUAUUGAUCGAAUACAUGAAGAUAUUCAAGUUUUAAAUAGCAUGCCAAACGUUGAUGGAGCUUCCAGACGACAAAUUCAUGGCAUUGUUGGCAUUAUCAACUUAAUAGCUGGCCCUUAUCUAAUUGUCAUAACGUCAAAGUCGCGUGUGGGCGAUAUUAAUGGCCAGACGAUUUAUAAAAUGCAAACAACUGACAUCAUCCCAUAUGCUAGAAAUAUGUCGCAUUUAAAUGAAAAUCAAUUAAAAUACAAUACUAAAUAUUUGUCGAUGCUUGAAGUUGUUUUAAGAACCGAUGCAUUUUAUUUUUCUUACUCAUACGAUAUUACUCAUACAUUUCAACGCUUACAAACAUCGGCACCAGAUUUUUUUCAGACACCAUUUAUUGAGAGAGUAAGUACAAAGUUAUUCAUUCGUGGAAUAGAUGAAGAAGGACGUGUGGCAAAUUUUGUUGAAACAGAACAAAUCUUACAAUUAGCUGAUGUUGCUUGUUCCUACGUUCAGACACGUGGAUCUGUGCCAUGUUAUUGGACACAACUGCCAGAUCUCCGGUAUAAACCAAAAGUAACCGUUCUUCCACAUAAUAAUCAUAUGGGAGCAUUUCGACAACAUUUUGAAGAACAAGAAUAUUAUUAUGGAAAACAAUUUUUAAUAAGUUUGACAAAUCAACAUGGAGCCGAAGGUCGUUUGAAUAGUCAAUAUCGAGAAUUAUUCGAACAUAGUCAAAAUUCCUAUUUGAAAUUUGAAGACUUUGAUUUCCAUAAAGAAUGUGCGGGCAUGCGUUAUGAUCGUUUAUCAAUAUUAUUAGCACGUGUUCUUCAUGAUCAAAAUGAUUUUAGUUACUUUGCCGUUACGAAAGAUGGUAUAAUGCAAAAUCAACAAAGUGGAAUAUUUCGAACAAAUUGUGUAGAUUGUCUUGAUAGAACGAAUGUUGUUCAAAAUUUAUUUGCAAAAAGAAUGUUAGAAAUACAAUUAAAAAGAUACAAUGUUAUAAAUUAUUCAGAUACGAUUGAUGUGCAUAAACAAUUGAGCGAUUCAUUUAAAAAUAUUUGGGCUGAUAAUGCCGAUACAAUUAGUAUUCAGUAUGCAGGCACUGGUGCAUUGAAAACAGAUUAUACCAGAACGGGUCAGCGAUCUACAAUGGGUAUGAUGAAAGAUGGCUGGAAUUCUUGUAUGCGUUAUGUAUUAAACAACUUUUAUGAUGGAUUUCGUCAGGAUGGAAUUGAUUUAUUUAUUGGAAAUUAUAAAGUAUCACCGGAUGAAGGACGAAUAAAUCCUGAAACGUGUCCAAUUAGUAGGGAAUUGAGUAAAAAAUUUUUAGCUUUACCAGUGACAAUGUUUCUCGCAUUUUCUAUGUGUAUUAUUAAUGUUCUUAUACCAGCAGCUUCAUUUCGUGAACAAAUGACCUAUGUUCUAUUUUGGGGUGCUGCAACUGUAUCAACAUUAGCAAUAACGAUAUUUUGGGGACAAGAACUUGUUGAUGCACCAAAAUUAUAUAGCAAAGUUAAACGAGAUUAG